CCAGACGCGAUAGUCUCAAGUUUUGGAAAUCGUCUUGCAAUGCAAGCAAUGGCAAUAAUAACCGACUCGUAGCAAAUACUUUAUCCCGUCGCUAAAUCAGCCAUCACCAAUUCCUUACCGCUUCGAUCACUACACACGCCCGAACGCGCUUUACCUUGAAAACAUUAUCGAUAUGGCGACAGCUUCGCCCACACCAAUGGGCAAUGGUCUUGUCCGACGAACAUCCCAGCGGCAAGCUUUGAGGAGAUUGCCAUCGCGACCCUUUAUGAAUCACAGUGACAACUUCCAAGGAACAACAAGUGCUGCUCUCCCGAAGGGCUACCAUCCCAAACCUCAGCAAUUCCACGACGACAGCUCCGAGGAUGAGAUCCCAGUACCUAUGAAGCUGAGCGCUCUCACCAAGGCGCUGCUGAGCGACGGCGCCCCAGCAUCAACAGAGCAAGCUCCUUCACCUCCCAGGACGCGGCGACGCACCAGUGCGCUGAACGCGUCCACAUCAUCAUCGACUGAGACACGCCGGCACAGACAAUCCGGAAGCGUCCAGGCCCACGAUGCAAGGUCCUCAAGACAAGCGAGCCCGACACCAGCUACAAGCAGAGAAAUAAGUCCGGUACGAAAGAGGGUUGUAAGAUUAAGCAACACACCUCAGAGCCUUAGCCAGAUGAAGCCAACAAAGCGACGCUCAACUUCUGUCUCCCGAUCAAAUCAACGUUCUCAACCUCACAGCCGCCCUGGUAGCCGCGAUAUGUCUUCUGACGAGAGACAGGAUUCCAAGCAUGACUCCAAGGAUUCUAAGCAUGAUUCUCAAUUGGAAGUGAACACACCUGCACAAGGUGGACGCGUAGUCCGAAUUAAUGCUGGUUCUCCAAGCAACAGGAGCCGAGUUGGCUCCACUGGCCCUUCUUCAGGGAGGUCGAUGGAGCGAUCCAUGUUAGAUAGAUCUGCUAUUGACGACAACGACCAACCUGAAGAGCCAGCCACAGUCGCGCGAAAUCCUCCUCCCUUCCACCAAGGCAGUGUCUCUCGAUACCCCUCAACAAGUACGAGGACACGGCCCGAGGAUAAUAUUAACCUGCAGAGUUCAAUGCGCGUGAAGCGCGUCAGCAAGGUUGCUGGUAGCUUCUUGAGCGGACCAGCCCGACGCGGUCGCCGAAGGCAGAGCGAAGAGGAGGGGGAGCCCAACGCCGAUGGAGAAUUGAUGUUGUCUAGCCAGGAAGCUGAGAGCCAGCCCGGGGAGGAUCAACAUGCCGCUUCAUACUAUGGAGACGGUAUUCGAGAUUUCAACUCAGGAAGCCCAGUGAGCGGACAAGCCGCUGCGAGGGCAGUCCAUCGCCGUAAUGCUUCCAACUUGGACCUACGCCUAGGCUCUGCAAGAGCAUCCAGGGAAACAUCACCUCGUGAGCCUACACCAGAGGUUCAGGUUCCCGAGCCCGAACCAAAGCCUGAGCAGGAGGAGGAGAUUCACUACAGACUCCCCGCACCUCGCCCAGAACUCCCCUCCGGUCGGGAUCAGGAGAACGAUGUCCAAGCAAGCCUCAAGAGGACGAAACCAUCAAUGGAAGUUCUUCUUGACAAGAUGCCAAAAAGACCGAUGAGUGCCGACCCGGCUCCCCUAAGAACAGUCUCACCCGACCGAAAGCCUCUUGCUUCUAUGGCACGAAAUACUCCCCUUCGCCAGGCUCCACCGCCACCACCCAAGAUGUCUGUUCUCGAGGCUGCCACUACUACUGCGGGUGCUGCUACGACUACACAGGCAAAGCAAAGGAGGAACAUUCUGCGAGUGAAUGGUGUAGCCUAUACUCGACUUGACUGUCUUGGCCGAGGUGGCAGUGGAAAGGUGUACCGUGUUGCUGCUGAGAAUGGCAAGAUGUUCGCCCUGAAACGCGUUUCUCUUGAGAAUGCAGAUGACUCGACCAUUAAGGGUUAUCUUGGAGAAAUUGAUCUUUUGAAGAAGCUUGGAGAGGUGGAGCGAGUUAUCAAGCUGUUUGACUGUGAGAUGAAUACAGAGAAGCAAGUUCUCACUUUGCUUAUGGAGAUUGGAGAACUCGACUUCAAUACCUUUUUGAGAAAGCGGUAUAACCCCGAGGCUGCCAAGUUCGACCCAGUCUUUGUACGAUUUUACUGGAAAGAGAUGCUCGAGUGUUUGCAAGCAGUUCACCAGUGUGAUAUUGUCCACUCUGAUCUCAAGCCUGCCAAUUUUGUGCUCGUAAAGGGUCAGCUCAAGCUCAUUGACUUUGGCAUCGCGAACGCUAUUCAAACUGAUGAGACUGUCAACGUCCACCGCGAGACUCAGGUUGGAACACCCAAUUACAUGUCACCUGAGUCUCUCAUGGACUCAAAUAACCCCCGAGGUGGCCGCGUUCCAGGCCGGCCUAAGCUUAUGAAAUUGGGCAAGCCCAGCGACAUAUGGUCUCUGGGUUGCAUUUUGUAUCAAAUGGUUUAUGGCCUCCCUCCAUUUGGCCACAUCGCCAACCAGAUGUCAAGAUGUCAAGCCAUCAUUAACUGGGAUCACGACAUCGAAUUUCCUUCACGUGGCAUGGGAGGCAUGUCCGUUCCCCCUUCACUCAUCCGCACUAUGAGUCGCUGCCUUAACCGCGAUCACCAUAUGCGACCAACCUGCGAGGAGCUAUUGCACGAGUCCGACCCCUUCUUAUACCCCGCAGAACUCACCGACAAGGCUCUCCCCAUUGACGAGGAGCUGCUUGCUAGAAUCAUCCAGAGCGUGGUAACGAGAUGCCGGGAGCGCAUGCCAACAGAGAGCGAAAGCUUGAGCGUCUGGCCACAGGCUUAUUGGGCCAGUGUUAAGAAAGCGAUGGCCGGGAGAAUGUGACAGAAGAAUCAUCAUGCAUAAUGUUGGAGUUGUCGGGGCGCUAUUGCUCGCUGGAUCAAUGAGUUUUAUGACCAAUUUGAACGGAUUAGAAAGAAAGCAUUCAUAGCUGGGUAUUGAGGAGUAUCAUUCUUGUCAUUCGCUGCAUACCUGCAUACCUACUUUUGUACCUCAGACAUAAGGGAUUUUUUCUUAUAAUAUGGCAAGGCUUUCGGAAGCCAGGGGCGUCUAUGACUUUGACCGCGCGUUUCAGCGAGUCAACUGAAUAAAGGCAUUUUUCAGCGAUAGCAACAAACUUGAAACGCUCUGUUGGCUCUGCAAAG
Messenger RNA from Fusarium verticillioides 7600, 3150 nucleotides. RefSeq names its product TTK protein kinase. Gene Ontology annotation, cellular component: kinetochore; spindle; nucleus. NCBI's taxonomy places the organism in Eukaryota, Fungi, Ascomycota, Sordariomycetes, Hypocreales, Nectriaceae. Gene Ontology annotation, biological process: protein localization to kinetochore; chromosome segregation; mitotic spindle assembly checkpoint signaling. The transcript is spliced from 2 exons. Bases 173 to 2830 code for a protein of 885 amino acids. The record is from RefSeq and is a predicted model, not a curated record. Gene Ontology annotation, molecular function: protein serine/threonine/tyrosine kinase activity; protein serine/threonine kinase activity; ATP binding.